This is a messenger RNA of Myodes glareolus (Bank vole), 576 nucleotides long. Its product is annotated as cystatin-12-like. NCBI's taxonomy places the organism in Eukaryota, Metazoa, Chordata, Mammalia, Rodentia, Cricetidae. The record is from RefSeq and is a predicted model, not a curated record. Gene Ontology annotation, molecular function: cysteine-type endopeptidase inhibitor activity.
UGCGCCACCUCUCUACCAAUGCAGGCAUCCUCGGCUCCCAGUGUAGACACUGAAGACAGCCAUGUUGUGGAAGGUGGUCCUGCUUGUGGGGCUUAUAGUGAUCGGGAUUCGUGAUUGCAGCUUCAGAUUUGUAGAAAUCAACAAGAACAAUGAGGAUUUCCGCAUUUCUGUGGAGUACGUAGUGUUCCACUUCAAUGAAAAUCAGGAUGAUAAUUUUGCCUACAAGUUCCUGAGGGUCCGGAGAAGUCAGAGCCAGAGAGAUACAUUGCUGUUUUUAAUAGACCUGGAGAUGGGCCGGACAAUUUGUAGGAAAUUUGAUGAAGACAUUGACAAUUGCCCAUUGCAGGAGGGCCAAGGAGAGAAAAAGGUGCGCUGCACUUAUAUUUUGGAGACUCUACCAUGGAUAACUCAGUUCACCAUCAUGAAUAGUACCUGUGCGAAGAUUUAAGCGGGGCCGCAGUCUCUGUGUACCUGCAGCCAAAGUCCCCUUUCCUAUAGGGUGACUGUUUGUAGUCUAAGAGCUUUUUCGAACCAGCACAAUUAAAAUCAUCUCACAGAACAUUCUGGAUCCCUGAA